AUGUUGUCAGCUAAACGAAUACCGAAUGACUCCCGACCGCGAGAACCAUCACCCGCCGACCUCGCUAUGGUUAACGAACUACAACCAAUGCUGGCUACGAACGCUACGAACGAAAUGUCGAUGUCAACCGACAAGAAGAAUACGUUCUUUCAUAUGCUGAAAGAGUUUCAUAUUGUGAAGAAUGCAGCCGCCAACAAUUCGCCAUGUCAGUCGAAGGAAAGUGAUGUGGACAACCCCCCACAAAAUCCAUCGAACCCUCUUCUGUUCUCUGGCACCCCAAACUCAUCGCUAGCUCAAUCGGGCCCGCCGUCAACAAUGGAUGUGCACAGAUCGAAUAUGAUCUCACAUUUGUCUGCUUCGUCCAUAGCCUCAAUGGAACGAUAUGAUACGGGCACGUUUGAGGCAUCAGACGAGGAACUGAGAGAAAAAAGCGAUGAUAGCGAUGAAAAGUUAUUAUGUGGAUUUGGCAGCUGCACUCCUCCAUGGCUGCAACGGUUCCACAAUGCGAAAUGGUUGCUCCUAAUGCUUGGCAUCUGCGCUUUUAUCCAGAGUUUCGUAGUAAAUGCAAUUUUCCCCGUAGGAUUAUCAACGUUGGAGAAAAGAUUCAAAAUGACCAGUACACACACAGGAAUAAUUUCUAGUUGGUAUGACUUUGCCGUAUUGCUUGUCGUGUUCCCCGUAUGUCAUUGGGGUAAUAGCGGACAUAAGGGACGUUGGAUCGGCUGGGGUGGAAUCGUAAUGGCGCUCGGCUCAUUGAUUUGUGCUCUACCGCACUGGCUCAUCAGCCCCUAUAAACCUGAACAUUCCGAGUUCAACUCAACUGAUUUCGGACAAUGUACCCUCAGAGAACUCGAACAACAAACGUGUGAACGACAAGCGUUCACCUCAUACCUGAACCCCUAUUUUUUGCUGUUCAUACUCGGUCAAACAUUGCACGGAGUCGGAUCCACACCACUGUUCUCGAUUGGGACCACCUUCAUCGAUGAAAAUGUCUCACAAAAAGCAUCACCAGUGUACUUAGCAAUCCAUGCUGUCCUGACCUCUUUUGGACCCGUCAUUGGAGUAUUUGUCGGAGGAUUCUUGUUGAACAUCUACGAUGACUUUGACAGAGUGGAUCACCCUCCAAUUGCCCGCUCGGAUCCUCGUUGGAUCGGAGCUUGGUGGGUUGGCUUCUUGGCCUCGUCGAUUUCCGCACUAAUCAUUGCUUUCCCAAUACUCGCUUUUGCACGAGAACUUCCAGAAGCCAAACGACAUAGGGCUAAGGACGUAAUCCAGGUGCACGCCAUCAACGCGGACGUCAACGAGAAAGCUCCAAAAGAGGCUAAGAAACUACCGGUGGUAAUCAUGAAAAUUUGCCGAAAUCCAACUUUUGUGGUUUGUAUAGUGAUCGGUAUAUUCGAAUCGAUUAUCAUUAAUGGAUUCGCAGCUUUUAUGCCAAAGAUUCUGGAAACCCUACUUAGUACUACGCCUAUUCUGGCUUCGUAUCUCUCGUCUGUCGUCAUUUUUGCUGCAGCUGCUGGUGUGAUGGUAGGAGGAAUGGUGAUUCGAAAACUUAAAUUACAAGUGGGCGGAAUGCUAAAAAUGAUCGUAUGCUGUCAUGUAAUUGCGCUCAUCUUCACCACCGGUUUACUCGUUCAUUGUCCUCAGAGAAGUUUUAUUGGAAUUAACACGGAUUACAAUGAUAUAAAUAUUCACAAUAAUAUCGAUUAUAACGUGGAUGCCGCGUGUAAUAUGGACUGCUACUGUAAGGAUGAUUUCAAUCCAGUAUGCGAAAAAGACACCGGCCGAAUGUAUUUCUCUCCUUGUUAUGCUGGAUGUACGCACAAAAAAGACAAAAAUGGGAAGACUGAGUGGUCGGAAUGUAGCUGCCUACGGGAAAAUUUCACCAGUAAUCCGGAAAUUCGACACUCGGACGUCCUCCUACAAGGAUACUGUAAUAUCGACUGUGGUUAUAGCGUCUACGUUCUGAUGAUUACUUUAUUCAUUACAGUAGUUGCAAGUUUCGCGUCAGGAAUUCCCACUCAACAGAUUAUGCUCCGAGUUGUACCGUUCGAUCAACGAACGCUAGCUUUAGGAAUAAAUUGGACAUUCCUGAGGUUACUAGGCUUUAUCCCUGGAGGAAUUCUUUUUGGCAUGAUGAUCGAUAUUGCAUGUUUGGAAUGGGAGCAGAAUUGCGGUCGACAGCAGAGUUGUCGAGUAUAUGAUCCAAUGAAAUUGAGCUGGACAAUUACUGCCGUAGCGAUCGUCUGCAAACUUUUAUCGAUUUUGGCGACCAUUAUUGGUUAUAUGACCUAUCGUCCAACUGAUCUCGACAACGGUAUGUCUAUAAAAUCGGUAGACUCACAUGGUGCCCUUCAAUUAGUGGUUAACGACGAUAGACCACCUGAAGAAUAUGGAUCUAAGAAAAAUAAACCUGUGAACUGA
Messenger RNA from Necator americanus (New World hookworm), 2424 nucleotides. RefSeq lists its product as uncharacterized. Gene Ontology annotation, biological process: sodium-independent organic anion transport; transmembrane transport. Lineage: Eukaryota; Metazoa; Nematoda; Chromadorea; Rhabditida; Ancylostomatidae. The transcript has 22 exons. Gene Ontology annotation, cellular component: plasma membrane. The coding region runs from base 1 to 2424 and encodes 807 amino acids. The record is from RefSeq and is a predicted model, not a curated record. Gene Ontology annotation, molecular function: protein binding.